Messenger RNA from Emiliania huxleyi CCMP1516, 303 nucleotides. RefSeq lists its product as hypothetical. Gene Ontology annotation, cellular component: membrane. The coding region runs from base 1 to 303 and encodes 100 amino acids. Gene Ontology annotation, biological process: fluoride transmembrane transport. The transcript is spliced from 3 exons. The record is from RefSeq and is a predicted model, not a curated record. Gene Ontology annotation, molecular function: fluoride transmembrane transporter activity. NCBI's taxonomy places the organism in Eukaryota, Haptophyta, Isochrysidales, Noelaerhabdaceae.
AUGGGACUCCCGACGGAGGCCGCUCUCGUUGGCGCCGGUGCAGUGCCAGGCGCCAUCCUCCGCUUCGGCGUGUCUGAAAUCGCCAAGCAGCACAACGUUGGCCCCGCUGCGAUCCUCGCACUGAACGUCGUCGGAAGCUUUGCGCUCGGGAGCUUGGCUGGAAACGGAGCAGCCAGGCGGGCGAACCUUCUGCUCGGCGUUGGAUUCUGCGGCGCCUUCACCACCUUCUCCACCUUCUCCGUGGACACACUCACAAUGCUGCAGCGCGGACAGAAUUCACGCGCGGCCGCCUAUGGCCUCUAG